AUGACUAAACUUUACGAACGUAUCAAGAAAAUAAUGAUCAAUGGUAUCAAUAUAUGUGAUCGUCAUUACGAGUUUUUGGCAUUUUCCAGUUCUCAAUUACGUGAACAUUCAUGUUGGAUGUUCGCAUCGUUGAAUACUGAUCUAUCUGCAAAUCAAAUUCGUGAAUGGAUGGGUGACUUUAGCAAUAUUCGACCGGUAUCUAAGAUGGCAGCUCGUUUAGGUCAAUCAUUUUCGACAACUAUUAAAGGCAUCGAACUGAAAAGUCGAGAAUACAUAGAAGUAUCUGAUGUGAUUCGAGGAAAUCAUAAUUUUACAGACGGUAUUGGUAUUAUUGCACCAGAGCUUGCUCAUAAGUUAGCAAAACAGGCAAAACAUAAUGAGAAAGCUUUGCUUCCAAGUGCAUUUCAAAUACGUUUUAGUGGUUACAAAGGAAUGGUUUGUUUGGACGUUGCUAAUAAAAUUAUCAAUCCUACCAUUGGAAUUUAUUUUCGAAAAUCAAUGAAUAAAUUUCUAUCGAAAAAUCUUUCUAUCGAUGUCGUUCGUAUGUCAUCGAUGCCGAUAAGUACUUCACUCAAUCGACAAAUCAUUCUUCUAUUAUCAUCGCUCGGUAUUGAAGAUAAGAUAUUUCUUUUGAUGCAAAAAAAGAUGCUCAAUCAAAUUGAAAGUCUUACUGGAUCACCAGAGAAAGCUUCUAAUGCCUUAAGAGAAUUAAAUGAAUUCGGUGGUAAUGGAUGGAAUAGAUUUCUAAUAGAAUAUCUUAACAAUUUUGACAUUUAUAAAGAACCAUUUGUUCGGCAGAUGCUUCUCAAUUAUCAAGCAUUUCUUGUCAAAGAAUUAAGAACUAAAUCAAGAAUUUCUAUCAAACAGUCUUGGAAUCUUCUUGGUGUCAUUGAUGAAACGAGAAUACUUCGAUACGGUCAAGUUUUCAUUCAAAUUAAUAAGAAUGAUCAACAAAUUGAAUCAACUGAAAUAUUACAAGGACCUGUAAUUGUAACACGGAAUCCUUGUUUUCAUCCGGGUGAUAUUCGUCGUUUAGAAGCUGUUGAUAUACCUGCUUUACAUGGAUUAAUGAAUGUAAUAGUCUUUCCUAUUGAUGGACCUCGUCCUCAUCCUGAAGAAAUGUCCGGGGGAGAUCUUGAUGGAGAUACAUUCUGGAUAUGUAAUGAUCCUCAAUUGAUAUUUCACACAAAUGAAGAGCCAUUUGACUAUCAUGAUCAAGCAGUUGAAGCAGAAAAAGAAGCUCAAAUGAAUAUGGAUAAGCAAUUAACUAUUAAUGAUAUUUGUAAUUUUUUUGUUGAAUAUAUCGAAGCCGAUAAUCUUGGUAUCAUUGCCAAUACGCAUAUGGCUUUUGCAGAUCAAUUAAUAGAUGGAUGCAAAGCUGAACCAUGUCUGAAACUCGCCCGCAUGCACAGUGUGGCAGUCGAUUUUGCAAAAAAUGGUGUAAGUGCACCUCGUCUUACACCUGAUCUUCGUCCAAAAUGUUAUCCACAUUAUAUGGAAAAGAUUGAUAAACUUCAAUAUCAUUCUAAAACUGUUCUUGGACAAUUAUAUGAUCAAGUUGAAUCAUAUAAAAUUGAUUUGAAUAAUGAUCUAGAAAAACAGAUUAAUGAAACAUCAUCAUUUCCCUAUGUAAAACUAAUUAUUGAUGGAAAUAAUCAUUAUAUGAAAGAAGCUAGUAUAACAAAAAAUGCUUAUGAUCGAGAAUUAAAACGUAUUAUGAGACAAUAUGGAAUAAAAAGUGAAGCUGAAGUUUUGUCUGGUUAUAUUCUGAAAUUUACUACAAAACAAUAUGCUAAACAAGCAAAAUUAUUUGAAUUAAGAAAUGAAAUAAAUCAUGCAGUCAAAGCAAUUCGAGAAAAAUAUUUACGUUUAUUCUGGGAACAAUUCUAUCAAAUUACAAAGAAAGAAGAAAAUACAGAUCAAGAAAAUAAAAUCGUUAUCUGGAAAGAAAUAGCAAAAUAUUUAACAUGGAAAAAUCAACUUACUUCACUCGAAUAUUACAGAUCCGACCUCAAUCGAAAUGAAAUAUACAAAAAAGCGUCAGCCUGGUUUCUUGUCACCUAUAAAUCAUGGAUUCAAUUAAUCAAAUAUAAUAGACAAAAAGAUAAAAAAAUAAAGAAUACUGACAACAAUCAACAACACUUUCGAGGAUUAUUCAGCUUUGCCUGGCUUGUCUAUCCAAUCAUAUUUCAAAUUUUUGAUCAACAAAAGAAUUUAGUAAAAGAAUCCGAUGGAAAAAAGUUGAAGAACAAGAAACAACCAACAAAAUGA
This is a messenger RNA of Rotaria sordida, 2271 nucleotides long. Lineage: Eukaryota; Metazoa; Rotifera; Eurotatoria; Philodinida; Philodinidae. The record is from the annotation of a GenBank genome assembly.